GUUCUUGAGCUUCAGGCAAAGGUAACCCAUAAGUGCUUCUUUGAUGUAGAAAUUGGUGGUGAGCUUCUUGGCAGGAUUGUAAUUGGUCUCUUUGGGGAUGUUGUUCCUAAAACAGUCGAGAAUUUCCGUUCCCUAUGCACUGGAAGGUUUGGGAAUCUAGAGGGGAUGAUGAAGUGGAUGUUGGAGUUUCAAACUAAAGCGGCUUUGCUAGAAGCAAGAGAGAAUCAGGAAAAUGGCAUGCCAAGGGAAGACGGAGAGGUGAAAAUUUUAGGAGAUGAGGAAGGAAUACCCCGCCUUAAGCCUCUACCGAGAAGGGGGAUGGAUAGUGAAUAUGGAGGUAGGAGGAAAUGGGGAGUAGAGAACAGACGGGCUGAAGUUAAAGGAAGAGAGGGAUAUGAAAGGAGAAGGGAGGAGAGGGAACCAUGGAAAGACCCCGGUGCUCACUUCAUGGGAGGCAUGGGGGCAGAAAGGGAAAUUGGGGUGGGGGAGAUCCGAAGGUUAGGAAGAUAA
Molecule: messenger RNA, 510 nt
Organism: Dendrobium catenatum
Lineage: Eukaryota; Viridiplantae; Streptophyta; Magnoliopsida; Asparagales; Orchidaceae
Exons: 2
Biological process (GO): protein peptidyl-prolyl isomerization
Molecular function (GO): peptidyl-prolyl cis-trans isomerase activity
Source: RefSeq, a predicted model, not a curated record